GAUGUUGAUCCAAUUGUACCAGAAAAAGAAUCCUCAAAAAAGGAACCAGCAACAACGGUAGUUGUCCAGAAGAAAGUUGAUAGGUCUCGAGCAAGUCCUAAAGAGGCCAGAAUUAGACAUGAAUAUCCUCAACCGGCACCUCGUGAUCGUAAUGUCGGUCCUCGUCUUUCUGGUCGUCGCGAAGAAGGUGAAUACCCUAGUAAUAGAGCGCUACGCGGUGCCCGACCUAGCGAACGAGGUCGUGGUCGUGGAGGAAACCGUCGAGGACGAGAAUACGACCGUCAUAGUGGCACUGAAAAUCAGAGUUGGGGUCACGCUACUACUUCAUGGGAAAAUAAUGAAACAUUGGACAACAGUUGGGGUGGUGAAACAAAAGAAAACGAUGCUCCAGCCUCUAGCUGGGAUGAUAGCGAAAAGCCUGGUCCAAAUGAAAACGGCUGGGGCGAUGGUGCUAACGGUCAAAAUGCACAUGAGUCUAAUGCUAACGAAGGUGGAUCAAAUUGGGAUGCACCCGUAGAGGCUGGCGAAAAUUGGGAAUCAGGUGUAAAUGAGAAUGAAAACUCUACAGCUGAAGAUAAAGCCGAAUUUAAGAGUCGAGAAGUGAAAGAAGAAGCUGCUGCUGACGAUGAAACAACUGCAGCUGUUGUUGAAAAAACUUUCGAUGAAUAUCUUGCUGAAAAAGCUCAAAAGGUACUUGAUCUUUCUCUCCCUGAAGCUAGAAAACCAAAUGAAGGAGUAGAUGAUUCUCAAUGGAAAGAUGCCGUUCCUUUGGAAAAAGAUGACGAAGAUGUCCUUUUCGCUGGCAAGGAGCAAGCUUUUAGACUCAAGUCCAAGAAAUCAAAAGCAAAAAAUUAUCUUGAAAUUGAACCAACUUAUGAUAGACCAGCUAACUUUCCACGCGGACGUGGUCGAGGACGCGGUGGUGGACCCCGCGGAGGAAGAGAAAGACGUGAUAAUCGUGACGGGCGUGAACGUGAUAGGCGUGAUAAUUAUCGUGACAACUACGAUAGUGAGAAUCGUGAUAAUCGUCGUCGUGGAGGAGGUACUAGCAAUGAAGACGAGCGUCGUCACUUGUUGCUUUCUGAAGACUCUGUGAGAACUAUUCGUUCAGGGUUGGAGUUAUAUACGUCCACUUCCUUUUCGUCUAUGCCCACCUCACAUUAUUCGUAUUCAGAUGUUGUACGCGUAUCCAUUAAUGCACCGUCUAUGUAUAAUAAAGUUACCAAAGAUAUACAAAAAUAUAACAAAGGAGUCCGUGCAGCAGUUAAACUUCGUGGGAUGAAAAAUAUGUGGGAGAAAGCACGAAAUAUGAUUCAAGAAAAAAAAUAUUUAUUUAUAGCUGUUGAUGUUGAAAGUUAUGAACGAGAUCAUUCUUGUAUCUUGGAAACAUCUGAGAAAUGGACAAUUCGUUCCGGACAUGAAAGAUCGAUUCACCUUUGGAACCACAAUGAAUUCAUGAAAGAUCUGGAAUCACAAAAAGGAAAUGUAGUUCUUGUAGGACAUGAUAUCAAGACGGAUGUAAAGUAUAUAGAAAGCAUGGGAAUGGAUGUUUCUAGUGUGAUAGAAAGGUUCGAUACUGCUGAUAUGAAUGCCGCAAGGGUUGGGAAACCGAAUGAACGAAUUAAUCUUGGAAGGUUGUUAGAUGAACUGGAUAUUGAAAAUUACAGUUUACAUAACGCUG
Messenger RNA from Racocetra fulgida, 1681 nucleotides. The record is from the annotation of a GenBank genome assembly. NCBI's taxonomy places the organism in Eukaryota, Fungi, Glomeromycota, Glomeromycetes, Diversisporales, Gigasporaceae.